Messenger RNA from Mesorhabditis spiculigera, 1179 nucleotides. The record is from the annotation of a GenBank genome assembly. Lineage: Eukaryota; Metazoa; Nematoda; Chromadorea; Rhabditida; Rhabditidae.
AUGGGCGUGAAACAGAAACACGAAUUCCACAUCUCCGAACUCAACGAAAAACAAAAAGCAAAAAUCCGGGAGCUAAGGGAACGACUACAGCCGGAACUCGAGAAAUACCCAGAGUACGACACUGAACUAUCUUUGCUACGGUGGCUUGAAGGAUGGGAUUACGAUAUUGAAGCGAUCCUCCCGAAAGCGCGAUGGGCUCUCACCGUUUUCCACAACCUUGAUUUUCAUAAUUUCAAAGUCGAAACAAUUGAUGACAUCCACCACUAUGCUUGCCGCAAGAGCGAAGCUGUGGAAUAUUUUCCAGGUGGACUUUUUGGGAUCGACAAGGAAGGAGAUGUAGUAUACUGCCAACCCCUCGCGAAAGCGGAUCCCCGUGGACUUAUCAGGUCCGACUCGGUCUCCCAGGUGUUCAAGCUGGAAUUGGCAAUGAUUGAGGGGGCAUUUAAACUGGUCAGAAACCAAGAAGCCAAAACGGGAAAGAAAUCGGGUAUGAAGAUUAUUAUGGACCUAGAGGGCUUUUCCUACUCCGAGCAUAUUUAUAUGCCCUCAAUUAAAGAGUACCUUAAAUUGUUGUCGCUGGUUCAGGCAGUGUUUCCGGAUUUUUUGAAGAGACUGUGGGUGGUCAAUCCGCCAGCAACAAUGUCUGUGGUUUACAACAUUAUCAAGCCCGUCUUGGCCAAGCAAACCCAAGAAAAAAUUCAAAUUCUAGGCAAAGAUUGGAAGGAAAUUCUGGUUAACACUUGCGGCGCUGAAAAUUUGUACCCCCAAUGGGGUGGCACAAAGCAAGCGGAUUCUCCAUUUGGAACAGUUCGACGUGGAGGAAAAGUGCCGGAAAAGCUACAUUAUUCUCCUAGCAACAAUUCGUUUGAUGAUGAGCUCCAGAUGCAGACGCUCAAUGUUGCUUCCCGCCAAAAGAUUGAUGUGAAAGUCCAUGCAAAGAAGGGCCAAGAAAUCCAUUGGCUUUUCCGUGUUGGUUCGAAGGAUAUUGAUUUUUCGGUCCGUUUCGAUGAUCGAGAGGUCUACCCAGUCUUUCGUGUCUCCACCGAGUUUGUACCCGAAAUGAAUUACAUGACCGCUCGUGAAACUGGGGAAUAUGCAUUGACCUUUGACAAUUCUCAUGCUAUGAUGUGGGGCAAGGAGAUCAAAUACCGCGUAGAAGUGAGGGAUGCUCUCCAAAAU